Molecule: messenger RNA, 1521 nt
Organism: Ostreococcus lucimarinus CCE9901
Lineage: Eukaryota; Viridiplantae; Chlorophyta; Mamiellophyceae; Mamiellales; Bathycoccaceae
Exons: 1
Coding region: 1-1521 (506 amino acids)
Source: RefSeq, a predicted model, not a curated record
AUGAAUGAAGUUGUGACGAAAGGGGCGACGCUGGAUCUGUGUGCGGACCUCAUAGAGCGCGAGGAUGAGGCGAUGCGCGCGGCGGGAGCAGGACGUCGUCGAGCGACAAGCUCGAGCGAAACCGAACGCGAGGAAGACGUGCCAUGGGGCACACCGACGAAGGCGGCGGUGGAACGAUUUGCAGAAGAGCUGGAGGUGGUUCUCAAAGAGAAGGAGAACGCGGUGAUUGGACUUGAGAAGACUUUGGCAUCGAAGCGCGAAGCGACGCUUGCAUUUGAGCAGCAAAGAGCGCGGGCAGCGCAGAGCGAAAAAGCGCUGCACUUCGCCGAAGGCGAGAUUGUGAGACUAUCGAAGAAGGUGAAUGAGCUCUCCAAAGUUUUGGAAGGCUCGAGGGCAGAGUCCGCCCAACGUUGGGAAAAAUUAAAGAAGGUAGAGAAGCGACUUGCGGAGGCGCAAGCCAAGGACGAGGAAAAUCUGCGUGCGCUUGCGAUGCUUCGAAAAGAUUUGCAAACUGAGCGUCAAAUGAACAAGUCAAAAGAAGCCGAGAUAUCUCGACUGCGCGAUGCGUUCCGAGAUGUCAGCAACGGUAAAAAGAUUGAAAACGUGGGUGAUGAGCAGAAUUUGAAGCGAAUUCAAGACCUGGAAGAAAAGAUUGUUCAGUUGGCUGUUUCCGUAUCAAAGCAGUCUUCUGCAUCUUCAGUACCACGACGUUCGAACGAGCGCGAGUUGAAUUUGUUAGUCCACGAGCUCGCUAAAGAAGAGUUGAAAUCCAGAGCUCGAGCGGACGCCGCUGAGCAACUCGUUACUACGAUGCGAGCAGAGUUAGAUUCAAAGACGGUCGAAGUUAUCACGCUGCGUCAGCACAUCAAUACUCUUGAUCAAAAACAUCCCGUUAGAACCAUCUCACGCGGGUCCUUAGACUCACCGCGAUCGGUGUCAGUUUCUCUAGAAGAGAUUGAUCAGAACCUUCAACGAAGUUGCGAUCGCGCCGAACAGCUUUGCCAACGUCUUUCAACGGUGAUGUCUUCUGGUGGAGCAUCAACGGGUGGAUAUUCUCAGAGAAUGAUGGAAACCCCUCUUAGUGUGUCGAGCGAUCGUUCAGAGGACAAGAUUCGCGAGCUUCAAGAAGCGCUUGAUGAUCAAUCUCAGCGUCGAGACGAGGCUGAGAAACUGGCAGCCAAGGCGGCGAGUGAUGCAUCAGCCUUGCGAGAUUUGAUCACCGCAGAACGCAUAGCAUCUGCUGCUGCAAUGAUGGCUGAGUCGAGGGGCUUGACAGGAGCGUAUGUCGCGCGAGGAAAUACGCACAAUAUGUCUCCAUCAACUUCUGAUGUCACAUCGACACCGAGCCGUAGUCCUCGACCGUUUCAACACACACCACGAACGACGUCGUCGAUCUUCGGAGGUGCUCCCGUAGGCCUUUCAAAAGAGUUGGAAGAAGCGCGGCGCACCGCUAAUAAAGAGCGUAAGCGCGCGGAAGUGGCCGAGGAGACAAUAUCUCGAUGGAGCCGUCUCGCAGAUUAG